Anas platyrhynchos (mallard) is the source of this 2068-nucleotide messenger RNA. Lineage: Eukaryota; Metazoa; Chordata; Aves; Anseriformes; Anatidae. The record is from RefSeq and is a predicted model, not a curated record.
GAUGGAGAGGAGCUGCUCCCCUGCCACUGGCAGCUACCUCGACAGUUCUCGGGAGCUUUCUGCCCUUGUCUCUCCAUAGGUGGUCUGCUCUCUCAAGGAGUUCAAUGAGUACAGGCAGUAUUUGACCACGCUCAAGCUGGAAGCGGAGAAAAUCAAGAGGCAAGAAGAGGAAAAGCUUCAGCAACAGCUCGCCAAGUUAAAGAAACUUGACGCAAGACUGAUGGCGGGGAGCGACCGUUCUCGCCAGAGCUCCUCCAGUAAUGUGUACUUGGUCACGAAAGGGAAAGCCAGCCUACUGCAGCCUCAAAAACCAGCUGGCCCACCUUCACACAAAAGCAGAAGAAACUUUCCCCAAUCUGGCCAGUACAGAAGGCUGAAAGUGACUCCCUCCAGCGUUGAGUUGGGCAGGGAAGAUGCCAAGCUCCCUGAGAGCAUCCGUGCUGUUACUGAGUCCGAGAGAGAGUCACCCGUCCCCGCAGACGGUGUAUUCAAAGCUGCCUCGGAAGAACAGGCUGCUAGAGAAAGCCAGAGGAUUGAAGAGGUGGCUCGGGCAGUGGUGCGGCAAGUGUUUGAGAGGGUGCAGGCACUGGACCAGUCUGUCUGCGUCUUGAAGAGGUCUCCCCAUGGGAUCCAAGAAAGACCGUGUGCAAGUGCCGAAAGCGAGAUGCCUUCAGAGGCAUCUCCUCUUGACAAAGAGCAGCAAAUUGCACUGCUGUCUAAGAAGGUUGUGGCGAGCGUGAUGAAGGCCGUUGAGAAGUUCUGGGAAUCCGGCACGCCCAGUGCAUCUGAGCCAAGGCCAGAAGCCAGCCAGAAGGAGCAGCCCUUGGCCAGGAGAGCGUCCCACGUGGGGAAGCCAGAAGAAAAGAAACCAAGGGAAGCCCUUGAGGGAGCAUUCUCACAGGCUUCCCUUGACAAGGUCACCAAAGAAGCUGUUGGAAGUGUCUGCGACACUUUGGAAUCCUUCGUGGCUUCCCGGGUUGAGCAAGACUUCAACUGCAAGUAUUCUGAAAUCGUGGCGCUUCCCACUGUUGAUGCCUCCAACAGGCAGCCACAGCCAUCCCAGGGGCCUCUCUCACGGGAGGGCAUGAGGGAAGGGCAGGGACUACAAACAGCAUCAGAAGAGCAGAGCCCAGAAGCAAGGCCGGGAGAAACGUUGCCCAUGAUCCCACCAGUGCCAGACACUGAUGAGGUCUCACGCCUGAGUUGCAGGAGUGUGAGGGAGAGCAUCCAAAAGGCUGCCUCCGAAGUUCAGCGUCUGCACACAGAACUGCAGGCCUAUGCCAGAACCAUUGUCCUUAAUGUGAUUGAAGAAGUGAAGGACAAGAUGGAGAGGGAAAUGAAAGCAAAGGCCUUAGACGCCGUUUCAAGCAGCAAAACUGUGGCAAGCGGGAUGACGCGCUGCUUAUCGGAGCAGAGCUCUCAGUCUGUGACUGCACGGAAGCUGGAGAAGAACUUGGGAAGGCGUGUCAGCAAACAGUCUGUGCCAAGCAAUGGGAAGGAGAGCCGUCCCUCGGAGCACCUCCGAAGAGGCUCUGAGCAAGGUGCUCCCAUGGCAGGCUCUUCUGCCCCCACAGGGGAAUCCCAGACCCAGCUGAGGUCCAAGAGCACCACAGGCACCAUCCCUCCCACGGGCCCACAGUUUCUCAGGCAGCCGGCUCCUCCAUCUGUUCCGAAGCAGCCUGCCCAGAGCGGAGCACGGAGGAUACGCGAAAAGCUUCAGCAACAGCUCGCCAAGUUAACGAAACUUGACGCAAGACUGAUGGCGGGGAGUGACCGUUCUCGCCAGAGCUCCUCCAAUAACGUGUACUUGGUCACGAAAGAGAAAGCCAGCCUACCGCAGCCUCAAAAACCAGCUGGCCCACCUUCCCACAAAAGCAGAAGAAACUUUCUCCACUCUGGCCAGUACAGAAGGCUGAAAGUGACUCCCUCCAGCGUUGAGUUGGGCAGGGAAAAUGCCAAGCUCCCUGGCAGCAUCCAUCCUGUGAGCGAGUCCGAGAGGAAGACACCCAUCCCCGCAGACGGUGUAUUCAAAGCUGCCUCAGAAGAUCAGGUGGCUAGAGAAAGCUAG